GGGAACGAGGGGAAAGGGGAAGUUUGGGAGGCAGGCCUCCAGGAAGCUGAUGGGAGAGGGGAGCUGACAGACAGAGAGGCAUCCAGUCUGGGUUGUUUCCUCCAGCAUCUCAACCAGCACAUGCUGAGCUAUGAGCCAAACCAGGGAUUUACAGGGAGGAAAAGCCUUUGGGCUGCUGAAGGCCCAGCAGGAAGAGAGACUCAAUGAAAUCAACCAGCAAUUCCUGGAUGAUCCCAAAUACAGCAGUGAUGAGGACCUGCCCUCCAAACUGGAAGCCUUUAAGAAGAAAUACAUGGAGUUUGACCUGAAUGAAGACGGAGGUAUCGAUAUCAUGUCCCUGAAGCGAAUGAUGGAGAAACUUGGGGUCCCCAAGACCCACCUGGAGCUAAAGAAAUUAAUCAUGGAGGUAUCCAGUGGCUCUGGGGAGACUUUCAGCUACUCUGACUUUCUCAAGAUGAUGUUGGGCAAGAGAUCUGCCAUUCUAAAAAUGAUUCUGAUGUAUGAAGAGAAAGCAAAAGAACAGGAGAAGCCAACGGGUCUCCCAGCCAAGAAAGCUAUCUCUGAGUUGCCCUGAUUUGUGGUGAGGGAGAUGUGGUGGGAUUGAAGGGGCUUCUAAUGACUCCAACAUAGAAAAUGAAGACAAAAUUGUGAACCAGAGCCAAACUAACUUAAAUAAAUUAUCCUCCUUCAGAUGAA
Messenger RNA from Dama dama (fallow deer), 696 nucleotides. RefSeq names its product allograft inflammatory factor 1 (gene AIF1). The record is from RefSeq and is a predicted model, not a curated record. The transcript is spliced from 6 exons. The coding region runs from base 131 to 574 and encodes 147 amino acids. Gene Ontology annotation, molecular function: calcium ion binding; actin filament binding. Lineage: Eukaryota; Metazoa; Chordata; Mammalia; Artiodactyla; Cervidae. Gene Ontology annotation, cellular component: actin filament; ruffle membrane. Gene Ontology annotation, biological process: ruffle assembly; actin filament bundle assembly.